AUGGGGUGCUACAGGCCAAGUGUGGGAGAAAUUUGUGCGGCUUCGAGUCGAGAAGAUGGCCUUUGGCACAGAGUGAGGAUUGAUAGCAUAAUUCCACAAUCACAUGGCAAGCAAGUUUGUUGCUACAUGAUUGAUAAAGGAAUACAACUGACUGUUCCCUUGUCAAGAUUGGUUAAACUGGCCAGGAAUUUCCAGGAGGUACCAGCCCAGGUUUACCAGUGUCGCCUGUGGGGAGUUCAGCCAUUAUCUCUAGAAAUUGUUCCGACCGACACUGGCUUGCAAGUUGUGGACAGGCCAUGUAACAGAUGGAACCCAUCAGCUGUUGAUUACAUGCAGCGGAUGGUAGAAGAAAGCGAAGGGUGCCAGGCAGAGAUUGUCCAUCGAGAUCCUGAGAAUACCCAUCACUUGAGGCUUUAUUUCAUCACCAGGAAAGGAUCUGUAUGCUUCAACCAAGUUUUGAUAGAUGAAAAUUAUGCCACAGAGAUGAUAGUGCCAG
Molecule: messenger RNA, 496 nt
Organism: Candidula unifasciata
Lineage: Eukaryota; Metazoa; Mollusca; Gastropoda; Stylommatophora; Geomitridae
Source: the annotation of a GenBank genome assembly